Molecule: messenger RNA, 321 nt
Organism: Laccaria bicolor S238N-H82
Lineage: Eukaryota; Fungi; Basidiomycota; Agaricomycetes; Agaricales; Hydnangiaceae
Exons: 1
Coding region: 55-321 (88 amino acids)
Source: RefSeq, a predicted model, not a curated record
GAACACCAAAGUGUUCGCUUUAUCCUAUCCAGACUUUGCAGCAACACACCACCUAUGCGUAUCGCUAUCCACUUGAUACCAACUCGAACCCAGAAAACAUUGGCAUCUGUGCAAUAUUGCGAAGGUUUGAAAGUUAGACAAAGUCUCAUUAACUUCAAGUUCGGGCCCGGGGGGGGCUUGAUUUUCAGGAUUAUGUGCACCAAGCAAGCGCCGGUGCUCGUCAGAUGUAUGGCCCUAUAUAUUGUCGCUGACCUAGACCAAGACACCUACAUGUGUGCAGGACCUUUGCAAGCUUCCCCUGCCGAACCCCGUAUUUAUUGA